Molecule: messenger RNA, 927 nt
Organism: Chlorella variabilis
Lineage: Eukaryota; Viridiplantae; Chlorophyta; Trebouxiophyceae; Chlorellales; Chlorellaceae
Exons: 7
Coding region: 1-927 (308 amino acids)
Source: RefSeq, a predicted model, not a curated record
AUGGAGUUUGAAGUCUGCAACGGCUUCACCAACCAGCGCAUUGCUCUGCUGACAGACUUUCUCCUGAAUGGAAUACAGCCAGAUGGCAUCGAGAUGGUUACGGCCAACCAAGCUGACACCGUGCCAUUUGGGUCGUGGUUUGAUGAGCGGGAGUUUGCAGCAGCGGUUGCUCCCCAUGGGGUCAAGGUCGUGGCGGGGAAAGCGCCUGGUGCCAUACGCAUUCCGAUCAAGGCAUACGAUAGCCAGUCACGACCCACCGCUCUUGUGACCUACCUGCGCAAGCAGCGCUCACACCAGCACAUCAAGAUUGCGUGCCCAGCAUUCCGGUUACCGGCAGCUCUGAUGAAGCAGCAUCAAGAGCUCCUGCAGGCGGCAGCAGAGGGCCUGCUCCCAUCAGAGCGCUUCCGCUCUUUGAUUGCGGCCAGGCGGCAGCAAAUCGAGUCCAAAUCAGGAGCAGCGGUGUACAACUUGAUCCACCUCCGAGUUGAGAAAGAUUGGUUUGCGCUUUGCAAGUGGUGGCAGAAGCCGGAAGUGGGGCGGGACAACUGCAUGAAUAACACCGACACUGUUGGCAAGCAGCUGCAGCUGCACGGCUUCCAGACACAGGUCCCUGUAGUCGUGGUUACCUCCUUCCCUGAUGCUGUGCCUGAAGCGCUUGAGACCGCUUUGGAGUCCAUCAAGUCUAGCAAGUACAGUGUGGUGCUGGGCAAUGAGCUUGUGAAUCUCGGCGAGGAGCUGACGAGAGAAGAAAGCGCGCUGGUGGAUUACUACCUCGGGCUGGAGGCUGAGAAGUUCACCGGCAACUCGGUGUCCACCUUCACAGCCUUCAUCAUCUUGGAACGCCAGUGGCUGGGCAGGUAUUCUACGCAUUACAACGGCGGUGCCAUUCCUUUGAGCCUGUUCUUUCCAUUUUUUGACAAACUCUGA